This is a messenger RNA of Benincasa hispida (wax gourd), 624 nucleotides long. Its product is annotated as cyclin-dependent kinase inhibitor. The record is from RefSeq and is a predicted model, not a curated record. Gene Ontology annotation, cellular component: nucleus. NCBI's taxonomy places the organism in Eukaryota, Viridiplantae, Streptophyta, Magnoliopsida, Cucurbitales, Cucurbitaceae. Gene Ontology annotation, biological process: regulation of DNA endoreduplication.
ACUCCCCGCCAUCCAUUUAUCUCUCUGUUUCUUCAACACAGCUCCUAAAUUUCAAAAUCAAAUCCUCCUUCUCCUCCUCCUCUCGCCACCAUCCACGGCGGAGCUCUGCUCAGAGUUUCGAAAUUUCGUCACCUUCUUACACACUCAACCAGAUAAACCUCUGCCAGAUUCUUUCCUUUUCUUUGGGAAUGGAGGCGAAACAGGGGCCUGCAAAUUACGAGGAAGAAUGUUCGACGCCGACCCGGUGGGAGUGCCGGAUUCCGGCGGUGUUCAACUGUCCGCCGCCGCCGAAGAAGAAGAUUGGAACCGAUGGGAAGAAGCGGGAUCCACCGAAACAUGGCUAUUUUCAGCCACCUGAUCUUGAGGCUCUGUUUUCAGUUCCUCCCAGAAGGGAAGCCUGUGCUUAAAUUUUUAGGCUCUGUUUUAGGGUUUUCAGAAAGUGGGGGUUUUAUCAUUAUUCUUCUGUCUGAUAAUGAUUAGAUUGUUCUAUUGAAUUGUGAAUACAUUUUGAGAGUGGAUUUGAGUUCUUUAGUUUGCCAUUGAAGAGUGCUUCUAUUGAGUCUUAAAUGGAAAAAUGAUAGCCUGUGUUGUCUUUUCAGAAGCAGAUUCAUGUUUAAAUCCUUA